AACGAAAUCAUUGAAAAAUGAAGUAUUGGUCGGACGAUCGCAGCCUGAUCGCUAUCGUGAUAGCGGCGAUAUUAGUCAUAUCGACAGGAAUGCAACCAGUUUCUGGCGCUAAUAUUCUUGGUGUACUCCUCAGUCCCAGCCCCUCACAUUUAAUCGUACAUAUGUCAAUUAUGAAAACACUGGCUGAACGCGGUCACAAUAUAACCGUUGUCUCAAGUUUAAAACCGAAAGUCAAUCAUCCUAAAAUACACAACAUAAUUAUCGAGCCAACGGAAGCGCGUCAAAAGGAAGUGAAUGAUGAAUUAUACGAUUUGGGAAUGAAAAAGCAAAACCCCAUCGUUAUGAUGAUGAAAUUAUUGAGAGCUGACAGUAUAAUGGUCACAUUGCAAUUGGAUGUUGUUAAGAAUAAAAAAUUUCAAUCAAUCUAAAAGAACAAAUAUGAUUUGGUUAUAAUGGGUUAUUUUAUGAAUAAUUUCCAAUUUAUCGUUCCGGCCAAACUAAAUUGCCCCAUGAUACUCAGUUGGACGGGCCAACCAAUGGAGAUGGUAAACGAUUUAGUUGGAGUACCACAUGAAGUAUCGUAUGUACCGUCUGUAUUUACUCCUCAUAAAAAUGGUGAAAUAAUGAGUUUUGGGUUACGUCUGCUAAAUUUUGUAUCGAGUGGUUUGUUGCGUUUUGCUACCAAUAUCAUGGAUAUUUCAUUUGAGGCGUAUUAUAAAGAGUUAGCAGCCGACGAUACAACACUACGUACAUAUUCACAAAUGAAGAAGAACGUAUCCAUAAUAUUUUGUAACAGCCACUUCAGCGGAGGUCCCAUACGCCCAAUGGUACCUGGUAUGGUAGAAAUCGGCGGCAUACAAAUCAAAGAGAAGCCAGCGCCUCUACCUAAG
Molecule: messenger RNA, 890 nt
Organism: Bactrocera oleae (olive fruit fly)
Lineage: Eukaryota; Metazoa; Arthropoda; Insecta; Diptera; Tephritidae
Source: RefSeq, a predicted model, not a curated record